AUGAAAUCGAAGAAAUCUCGCCAAUCGACUACUAUCGCGAUUGUCAUUCUCAUGGCGUCGUUGAUCGAUUCGAGUCGAUCGCAAAUCGUCGACACACCGAUUCCGUCCAACUACGCGCCGGUUCUGCAGGUCUCAUCGACCGAGGGAUUUUUGCCGGAGACGGCCGAAAUCGGCACGACGGUUCGCGUCUCGCCGAACAUGCAAUCCGAAUCGCUGCAGAUUCUUGUCAAUGAUGAGGAUCUGCAACCCGGAAUGCCGCCGGCCACCUAUCAGUACAUUCUCACCGGCUUGGGCGCCACCAUAUUCGCCGUCGAUCAACGCGGAUACGUCUAUCUGAACGUGCCGAAGAUCGAUGCCGAUCCGCCGAAUCCGUCGACGUACCAGCUGAACGUUGAAGCGCGCGAGGUGAACACGAUUCCGGUGCGUCGAAGCGAGCCCGUCACCAUCACCAUUCAUAUUCUUGACGUCAACGACAAUUCACCGCAAUUCGAGCAGCCGAUCUAUAUGGCGAACGUGAGCGCGUUCGGCGACGCUCGUCCGAUUGUCAAGGUCGUCGCGAGCGAUGCGGAUUCGGGCGCGUUCGGCGCGGUGACCUACACGAUUGCGCAGGUGACGAACGGCGCCGAAUCGCAUUUUCGCUACGACGCCGACACGAAUAUGCUCGUCGCCGUCGGCGAUCUGGUGCCCGGCGAACGCUAUCAGGUGGUGAUCGACGCCGUCGACGGCGGCGGUCGAAGCUCGCAGGCGAUCGUCAUCGUGCUCGCCGCCGAUCCGACGAUCGUCACGUUCUCCUCGCUGGCGCCGCUGCCCGGAAUGGAGACGUUCCGACCGCACACGAUCGCGACGACGACGCCGUCGAGCGCCGAGUCCGAGGAGACGAUUCAGACGUUCGUCACCGAGGUCAACGAGAACACGCCGCCGAACACCGUCGUGGUGUCGUUGGGAAGCGACGAUUCCAGUCAGCUGACCUACUUCAAUAUUGUCGGCGGCAACGAGGAAGGAAAGUUCGCCGUCGAUGACAUGGGCACCAUCGUCACCGCCGAUUAUUUGGAUCGCGAGAAGACCGCCAUGUACUCAUUGCAAGUCGAGACGCGCAGUCGGAAUCCUGACCAGCAUCUAUAUUGGACGCUGGUGCAGAUAACCGUCCUGGAUGUCAAUGACAACGCGCCGGUGUUCACCGAUGAAGCGCCGAUUCGCCUACGUCUCAGCGUCGACGACAUCGAACAGCUGACGGCCAACAUGAUCAUUGGCAAGGUUGGCGUCGAAGACGCCGAUGCCGAUGACAAUGGCCGAUUGGAGUUGAGGAUCAUGCCGCCGCACAACAAACUGUUCGCCAUUUCGAACGAUGGUGUGAUCAGCGUGAACGGCGACUUCAACGCCGCCCACUUCGGCGAGCACAACAUCGUUGUGGUGGCGCGCGAUCACGGCGAUCCGCCGCUCGAGACACGCGCCGACGUUCAGAUCUCCGUGUUCGGCACAUUGAUCACAAUGGCGACGGCGGCGCCAACGAACGAAAUUUUCGAGUACACCUCAAGCGUCGAGGAGGAGGAGGAGCCGACGAGCUCGCCCAAAUCGUUCUCAUCGUUCCCGCAACCCGAGCCGAACAAGACCGUCGAGCCCGAGUUCCCGCAAUUCCCAACGAUCAAUCCGAAUCGUCAGAUCGCGUCGCCGUCGACAACAACAACGCAAGCGGCUCCCGAUUAUCAGGAGCUGGUGCCGAUUGAGGCGAGUACGCAUGAGAAUGAGCACGAGUCGCCGAUGAGCACCACCGACAAUUUUGGUCAAGAGGAGCACGAGGAGAUCGACGAGGAGACCACGGCGACGACGCCGUCGCCAACAACGACAACCGUCGAGCAGCAGAAGCGUCUGGCGCCGGUCUUCAAGCCGUCUCAAAUCACCGUCCAAGUCGAUGAGAAUGAGUCGAACGUCGAGAUCACGAAAGCGCACGCGACGUAUCCCGACGGCCAUCCGGGCGUCGUCACCUACGUUCUCCACAAAGGCGAUCCGACAAUGUUCAGCGUGUCGAGCUAUUCGGGCUCGGUGAACCUGUUGAAGCCGCUCGACGCCGAAACCGAUUCAACGGUGACGAUUCAGGUGUCGACGUCGGAAGCGCAAUCGCUCGACGUCGAUCCGAAGUUGGCGCACUUCGUCAGCAUCACCAUCAAUGUCGGCGACAAGAAUGAUUGGAUACCGAACUUCGAGAGCGCCAACUACGAGUUUGACGUCAACGAGGACACGCUGCCCGGCACGAUUGUCGGUCAGGUGGCCGCGUUCGAUCAGGAUCGCGAUGACCCGAAUAAUCGAAUAAGGUAUCGCUUGGUGAGCGCCGGCGGCCUCGAAGCCCACUUCAACGUGAACGCCGAAAGCGGUCUGAUCACGCUGGCGCGGCCGAUCGACGCGUUCGCCGGCGAGAAGAUCACGUUGCGGAUUGAAGGCGCCGAUAGCGGAAUGCCGCCGCUGUCCUCGACGGCCACUGUGCUGAUCAACGUGGUGCCGACAAGCUCGCAUUUGAUUCCCGACGCGAGUCCGGUGUCGAACACGCCCAACGCCGGCGAGAUUCAGUUCAGUCUGCGGAAUUACACAGCGUCGGUGUCAGAAGCUGUCCGACCGCCGCAUCUCGUCCAGAUUCUGUCGGUCGUCAACAAGCCAACCGACACGCGCUUCAUCAUCUGCAACAUCGUGUCGGGCAAUUAUCGCGGCGCGUUCGGCGUCACCGCCGGCAACGACGGCAACUGCGAGCUGCGCACGCAAAUGGAGCUCGAUCGCGAGACGGUCGAACGCUAUCUGCUCAACGUCACCGUGACGUCGGGCGCGCAAACCGAUUACGCGCUCGUCGCCAUCACCGUGCUCGACGUCAACGACAACGUGCCGCGAUUCGUCUAUGAUUCCGAUUUGGGUCUGUCGACGUUCUUCGGCGCCGUGUCGUCGACGGCCAACGCGUUCACACGCGUGCUCACUGUCAAAGCCGACGACGCCGAUCUCGGCAAUAGCAGUUUGGUGAACUACGCGCUCGAUCCGCUAUCGGCGCAUUCCAAAUACUUCUCGAUCAGCCCGUUCGGCGAGAUCAGCACGAAGCAGAGUAUGGCGACGAUCCUUCAACGCAAUCGUGUGCAAUUCUUCGAGUUCCGCGUGUCGGCGUGCGAUUCGCCGAUAUCCGGCCAACAGUUGUGCUCGAAGGCCGACGUCGUCGUCAACAUCAUCGGCUCGUCGAAUCGAUUCAAGAUGAUCAUCUACGGUCUGAAUCCGCAGCAGCUCAAGAAGCAUGAGAAGGACAUGAUCAAAUCGACGCGACAAUUCACCGGCGCUUGCAAUCUGCUGACGAUCGAGAAGAUGAUCGAGCACACGGCGAUCGAGAACCAAAUUCGCACCGACGUCUAUUGGUAUGCGGUGAAUCCGACGACGAAGAAGAUUUGCAAGAAGCAAGAUCUAAGGAAGCUGUUCGAGCCGGCGAACGUGCAGCUGAUUGCCGGCAAAGUGCAACCGUGGUUCCGAUUGGAGCGCAUCUCCGAGGACGCUGGCGAUGAGGGCGCGAUGUCGAGCGUUGGCAUUCUGCCGACGAACUGGAAGACGGCCAGCAUUUUGCUCAUCAUAUUGGCGGUGGUGAUCGCCGUCGGCGCGCUCGUCGGCAUCUGCGCGGUGUGCAUCUUCUGGAAUCGCUACAAGGACUCGCAGCGCCACUCGUCCAACUUCUCGCAUUCGUACCCGCAAAAAGUGGGCGGCGCGAUGCCGCCGCACACCGUCUAUCUGCCGAACAUGCCGCCGAUGGACGCGGCGCGACUCGACAAAAUCUACGAGACGCAAAUGUUGGAGAUGCCGAUUUCCGACGAGGAUCUGACGAUGAAGAGCGGCUCGAUGGGCGCGCCAACGGCGCGAAACGCCAACAACAACGGCCAGCAGGGCUAUCGAACGUAUGGGUACGGAAGGCCGCCGGGAAGCACAGCGUAUGAAGGUGACUUUAGCAUAGAGGAAUCAAUGUACGCAAUAAACCCGUCAGGUCGAUUAGAUCCAGUAACAAAACGUAUACAGACCAUCGUGAUUCCGACGCCGGAUUAUCAUCAGCGAACGCAUCCCGGCCAACACAAGAGUAUACUAUAG
Molecule: messenger RNA, 4095 nt
Organism: Caenorhabditis bovis
Lineage: Eukaryota; Metazoa; Nematoda; Chromadorea; Rhabditida; Rhabditidae
Source: the annotation of a GenBank genome assembly